AUGCCGCCUCCCACAUGUUCCGAGCGCGAAGCCACCAACAGUGGGAUGAAUUACAUACAUCUCACCCAGACGCUUGUCGAAUCGUUCAACGCCCUUGCCGAUGAAGUCCAGAUCCUGACCGACAGGAAGACGAUCCUGGAGCACAAGCUCAGGUUCGCCCACGAGCAGUACCAGUACCUGGCCGACAAACAUGCACCGGCUGCCCCCGAAAUCUCCGAAGUACUGGCAAAGCUACAGCUCCCGCCGGAGCUCGCAAAUCCAUCUUUAGAAGACGCAAAUCCCGUGCCCCUCCCGAAGCGCAACAAACUGGAUACCAGAAAUCAGAUUGCUCUCAUCAUCCGAGACGGUCGUCGUGUGGCUCAGCAACUCACGUCUAUUGGCGAAACGAGCAAGACGAGCGACUCUAGCAGAGAAACUUCUUCCCGUGAAGCCCGGACCGGAACCUCCAUGUCGACCGUUCUCGAGCAAGAUUUUACGAUUGAGGGAAAGAAGGGGUCUCUAGAAUGUCCCUUCUCCUCACCCAAGGCGGAAGGCGAUGGCGUUGGCGAUGCGCAUAAUGAGGAGAAAGGGUCGCAGGAUCCUACGCCUCACCACUCCGCAGACCCCAUCUGCGCCGCCAUGUUCGAAGAGUCUACAUCCCAGCCGGCUCCUGGCGCUGUCGACUCGCCCGCGAAAUGCCCGAUACGCUACUUAGAUCAACACUCCCCCGAAGAGAUCGCACAUUACGUCGAAACACACAAGCACGAACUCCCUCGCAGCCAUGAGGUCUGCGUAAGAAGAUACCAGAAGAACGAGGUACAGAUCAAGAAGUUGGAUGCAAAAUACGGCAACUUGGUCAACAUGAUUCAGGGGCUUAGUGCUCUGCAUCAACCCAUGCUGCCGGAGUCGCAACAGGAGCAGGAGGAGAUUGACCGAGCCUCGAACGAGAGGGUGCAAAACUGGGCGAAGGCUGUCACCGCGUCCGAGACUGAGGAUGCUGAGCAGUCCCUGCCUGAACCCAUAGACACCGACGAGGCUCGGCAGAGCCAUUUUGACCGUCCUCUCAAGGAGGUUCGAGUGGGCGAGUCCCCCAGCCGGCCAUGGGGCAUUUCUGUUCCAGUCUACGAGUCCCACGGUCUUGGCGGCGAAGACCGGCCUUUUUCGCCACCGCCGGCUCCCGUCUUCAUGCCAUCGGGCUCCGAGGACGAAGAAACCCCGGCGCCCAAGACUGGUAAGUGUCCUUUUGAUCACACCAAGAUGGCGGCGAUGGCCGCGGCCCGCGAGGAGGCGCAGCCGCCCUCUCCUACGCCUGCGCCCAACUUUAUGUCAAAUGGGAUGAGCGACAACGCAUCGCCACCAAAAGCCGGAGGCAAAUGCCCGUUCGACCACGCCCAACUGGCGGCGAUGGGAUUCGCGUCGCCGACGCCGAAUACCGGAGAAAAGACCUUUGUUCACGUAGACCCGGACCCCGUUGAGCUGCCGUCGACUCCUGUCAAGCCGCAGCCGUCUCAGAGCGCGCCUGCUCAACAACAGCAGCCGACAUUCAUCAACCCGCCGCUGGACGCGAGCAAGCAGUUCAACUCCAAUGGGGUACCGCAGAUGGUUUUCACCGGCCCGGUCUUCAUUGGCUAUCCCAUUGAGCAGGCAAUCCAGUUCAUGCAACAUUUCCAAGGGAGGCAGUAG
Messenger RNA from Colletotrichum spaethianum, 1662 nucleotides. RefSeq lists its product as uncharacterized. Bases 1 to 1662 code for a protein of 553 amino acids. Lineage: Eukaryota; Fungi; Ascomycota; Sordariomycetes; Glomerellales; Glomerellaceae. The transcript is spliced from 2 exons. The record is from RefSeq and is a predicted model, not a curated record.